Messenger RNA from Penicillium nucicola, 1968 nucleotides. It is a transcript of the gene rex3, whose product is annotated as putative RNA exonuclease Rex3. Gene Ontology annotation, molecular function: nucleic acid binding; exonuclease activity. Bases 1 to 1968 code for a protein of 655 amino acids. Gene Ontology annotation, cellular component: nucleus. NCBI's taxonomy places the organism in Eukaryota, Fungi, Ascomycota, Eurotiomycetes, Eurotiales, Aspergillaceae. The transcript has a single exon. The record is from RefSeq and is a predicted model, not a curated record.
AUGUUCACACCGCUUGGGCUUUUUGGAGAAAUCCCUUGUCCACAGAGAGAGCGGUGUGGUCUUUCGAGAUGUCUCUUCUUCCAUGAAAGCGACGGAGCUCGUUCAGCCGGGGUUAUUCCCCCGGCAUCUCGUGCCUCAGAUGAUGAUGGCCGACCUUUAAAAAGAGCCAAGAUCGACCAAAGUCCUAAAAAGGUGCAGGCUUCUGGCUUGAGAUUGUCCGACGAAAAUACGCACGAGAUGGUAAGACGUCCGUCGAAUUUGGACCCUGCUGGCAGGACACAAAAUGGAUCCCCGGGCAUCUCGAAACUUCAGUCUACUACUAGAGAGGUUACACCGCCGGCGGUAAAUCGCCCUAAACCCGCGAAGACCUGGGGGUCUAUGCCUUCGAUUCCUAUCACUGCUGCGUCCAAAAUCAAUUCACCGAAGACGGAGGCAAACCCUACCAACAACACACCCUCUCAAUCUUCAGUCACACUUCCUCCUCGGAAAGCGCCAAAAGAGACUUUGAACCCACGCAUGCUCACCAAGGCGCCAACAAGCCAUGUAGGCCGCACUGCCAUUUUGAAGAAGCUGCACGGCGCAAUGGUGGCGCAAAAUGACAAGCUUCGAAAGGACAAGAAUAGCGCGAACAACUGUUUUAUCCUGAGUUCAGAUGAGCUGGUGACAAUGGCACUGGACGAGGAGGAAAAGACAGCGAAGGAGAGUCCAGGAGUGUAUGGAAACGUGAUCAAGCUUCGAAUCGUGAAAGUGACCAAGAUGAGCAUUGAGGAAUGGGUAAAAGAGGUGAUGGAUCACUUGAACACGCGAUACUAUAGCAUCAAGCCCAUCCAGAAGCCGGGUACCAAACCCAAUCCUCUUGCCACGGGCAUGACUGUCGAAGAAGAAGUCGCGGUUGUUCCCUUCCUCGUCACGCCUAUCGCCGGUCUCGAACAGUACGAGUAUGUUACGAAAGCGCCCACGGAGUCUGAGAUCGCAGUCGCCAAGGAAGGCGUCGAUAAGUCCAAUGGCUACGAGAAAUGUGACCGGUGCGGUAGUCGAUUCCAAGUCUUCCCAGGGCGCCGUGAAGACGGUGUCUUGACUACUGGUGGCACCUGUACCUACCAUCCAUCCCGCCCCAUGUACCCCCCGCGCAAGAAGACAGACCACGUCACUGGAUCUCAAGAGCCACACUUCCCCUGCUGUGGUGAGCCUAUGGGGGCCUCAAUUGGCUGCACGAAAGCCGAAAGCCACGUCUUCAAGGUAUCAGAGACAAAGCGUCUUUCAUCAGUGCUGCAAUUCGAGACGACCCCAUGGCAGCCCGAGAAAGGGCCUCUUGAGCCCGUCUGUUUUGACUGCGAAAUGGGCUAUACGUCUAUUGGCAUGGAAAUGAUACGACUCACUGCUGUCAGCUGGCCUGAAGGACGUGAUCUCCUCGACGUUCUCGUCCGACCAAUUGGCGAAAUUCUGGACUUCAACUCUCGCUUUUCGGGUGUCUAUUCAAAAGACUUUGUCAACGCAGAGCCAUACAGAGGCUCGAAUUCUGACUCAAAACCGUCUACCAAGGAUGAAAAAGAGAAAGCCAAACAACCCUUGCAAAUUGUGAAGUCACCGGCUGAAGCACGAGACUUACUAUUCAAGUUGCUUCAGCCUGAGACACCGCUCAUUGGCCAUGCAAUCAAUAACGAUCUGAAUGUUUGCAGAAUUAUUCACCCCACUAUCAUUGACACUGUCCUGUUAUACCCCCACAUCAAGGGUCUUCCCAUCCGCAACAGUCUCAAAUAUCUGACUUCAAAACAUCUGGCCCGCGAUAUCCAGACUGGUGCUGGUGGACAUGACUCGAAGGAGGACUCGAUUGCCACUGGUGAUCUGGUAAGGCUGAAGGCGCGUGAGAAGUGGAGGAAUAUGAAGAAGAAAGGCUGGAAAUUCGAGGAUGGGAAGUUGAUUCCUCCUGCCCAAGGCGUAGCUGGCUCGAAUCCCCAGCAGGCAUAG